AUGGCCGACGACGCCGGCCAGUCGGACGAGUACGUGACCUUCAACGUCAAGUCCUCCAACGACGCCAAGUACACUCUGAGCCUGCCGCGCACCACCACCGUCGGCGACUUGAAGGCGAAGCUCGCAGCCUCCGAAUACGCCGAUACGCCUGCCGACCGCCAGCGUCUGAUCUACUCGGGCCGCGUUCUCAAGGACCACGACACUCUCGACUCCACUAAGAUCAAGGAUGGCAACACGAUACAUCUUGUGAAGAGCGCAGCGAGCAAUGCGCGCCAGAACCCCACCAGCCAAGGCUCCGCUGCUGCUGUCCCCGGCGCCGGCGCCCCCAGGAGCAACGUCCCAACCAGCUUUGCCACUGGUACCGGGAACGAUCCUCUGGCCGGCCUCACCGGCGCCCGUUACGCCGGUAUGAUGGGCCUUCCUGGUGCCGGCGCGUUUGGUCCUGACGGUGGGAUGGGCGCGCCGCCCGACCCUGAUCAGCUGCUGCGCCAGCUCGACGACCCCAACACCCUCCAGCUCAUGACCGAGGCGAUGAAUAACCCCAUCGUCAUCCAGCAGAUCCGCAACAGCCCCAUGUUCCGCAACAACCCCAUGAUGCAGCAGAUGUUCGAUAAUCCUGCUUUUCGCCGUAUGCUCACAGAUCCGGAGGUAAUAAGGCAACAAAUGCAGAUGGCGCGCUCCUUUGGCGGUCUGGGCGGCCCCGGAGGCGGCAACAGCUCAUUCCCGGCGCCUGGUGUCACCAACACCACUCCUCAAGGUCAGAACGCAGACAACAGCACGGCCAGCACAACGACUGGCGAAGGCGCCACGGAGACACCGAAUCAGCCCAACACCACCGGUCCUACAAGUCCUCCGCCCAACCCUUUCGCCAUGUUUGGCAACCCUGCCGGCGCAGGUGCAGGCGGUGCAGCAGGUAACCCCUUCGCUGCUCUCUUCGGCCCCCCUCCCACCGGCGCGCAAGCCCCCGGGCAGAACCAAGAAGGCCAAGGUCAGGGUGCGCCUCCGGCGAAUCCCUUCGGCAACCUCUUCGGCGCCGUCGGCGCCGGCGCCGCUCCCGGCGGCCAAGCAGAUCCCAUCCAGACCGCUGCACAGAACUUGAUGCAAAAUCCUGAGGCGAUGCGCGCAACGAUGCAACUGCUCGGUCUCGGUCCUCCUGGUGCUGAGGGGAACACAGGCGCUCCAGGUGGCGAUGCGGGCGCCGUUAACCCCUUUGCCGGCUUGUUCGGCGGCGCCGGCGGCGCCGGCUUUCCCCAGGCACCUCCGGAUAAUCGGCCGCCGGAGGAGCGUUACGCGGAUCAGUUGAGGCAGUUGAAUGACAUGGGAUUUUACGAGUUCGAGAGGAACAUCCAGGCAUUGAGGAGGAGCGGUGGUAGCGUGCAAGGCGCGGUGGAGUAUCUCCUCAAUGGUUCAUAA
Diplodia corticola is the source of this 1413-nucleotide messenger RNA. Its product is annotated as ubiquitin-like protein. Gene Ontology annotation, biological process: ubiquitin-dependent protein catabolic process. Bases 1 to 1413 code for a protein of 470 amino acids. The transcript has 2 exons. Gene Ontology annotation, cellular component: cytosol. Lineage: Eukaryota; Fungi; Ascomycota; Dothideomycetes; Botryosphaeriales; Botryosphaeriaceae. The record is from RefSeq and is a predicted model, not a curated record. Gene Ontology annotation, molecular function: polyubiquitin modification-dependent protein binding.